Molecule: messenger RNA, 4048 nt
Organism: Gadus chalcogrammus (walleye pollock)
Lineage: Eukaryota; Metazoa; Chordata; Actinopteri; Gadiformes; Gadidae
Gene: slc38a9
Product: solute carrier family 38 member 9
Exons: 14
Coding region: 1945-3588 (547 amino acids)
Biological process (GO): amino acid transmembrane transport
Molecular function (GO): amino acid transmembrane transporter activity
Source: RefSeq, a predicted model, not a curated record
ACAAGCGGACACGCAGUAUUAAAAAGCGGAAGCGGAAGCGCUUCCACACUACCAAGUCGUUCCCAAAGUCAGACGUUACAAACGCUAGGAAGCACUCGAGCUAGCACUCUAGUCUCAUCUCCAUAGGACGCGACUAGCAAGGACGCGUCCUAGCAAGGCUGCAGCCUUCACUUUGGGAAACAGCCUGGGUUAGGUUAAAUGGCGUAGGAAGUAGUACGGAAGUGAGGAACAUCACAUCUAUGCGUCACGUAAGCUGCCUUGCACAGAACCGGGCGGAAGUACCUGUACAUGGAGGCUAUUGGUCGGUCAGUCACCAACGUCUGACAGACAACAUUCACGAACAAAUAAGAGAGAAGCUGUUAUGCCGCCUAUUUAUUUUGCACCGCCCAGUUCUUUGGUACCGCCAACCCCUAGGUCCACACGUUACAGUGUCGCAAGGACUGGGCUCACUGCUGUGUCAACAAAAACAGUCACGUGAAUGAGACAGCGGAAAUCAAUUGUGGUGAGACUUCGCUGAGCGUUGUUUGUGAUCUAUAGAAAACGUUGUUUACCAUACUAUCAAGUCUAUGGAAAUAUUGUUAGGGUAACGUUAGGUAUCUGUUAGUUUGAAAACGUGACACUGAAAGGUAAGUAACCUAAACAACACCACGAUUUAGUAUUACCUAUCGAAUUGAUCGGAUAUCAAUUCAUAAUAACUUUUAACGUCAAACUUUAAUCUUUCAUAAAUACGUCUGAUUUUAGACCAGCCUUUAUCUACACCUCAAAUUUGUAUAUAGAUUUGCAUCCGAGUCUAAAAAGUUGGCGAAUAGCCUAUCCUUGUGUUGUCUAUAAUGCAUAACAUUGUAUUUUGUUUUUCACUGCUUGUAACACUACAACGCUUGAUGCAUACUUCAAACGUUUGCAAUCAAAUAUAACAAUGCCUGCACAUAAUAAAGAGGACAACAGGCUGCACUUCUACAAGUAGAACAUAUCCAGGGGAGGGGACUAUAUAUUUUACUUGAAAGGCCAAGAGUACUCAAUAUUGUUAAACUAUGGUAAAUACAUUUAAUGAAAAUAAUGGCUGACGAGUAGGCCUAUGCACCUAUUGCACACGAAAUUGUUAACGCACAUAUUUGAAUAGCUAAAACCGUUGGCUAAACCAUGGAGCAAUACUUAAAAAAUAUUACCGAUUGGCUUAAAUUAGUAUUAGCCGGAAUGCUAAAACACCUGUCCUGAUAGUUACAAUCAGGAAGUUUCGGCUGCUUAUUUCCUUAAAGGAUACAUUUUCGACGUAACCAAAGUAUUCAAGCAUCCACAGAUUGACUAGUGUAAACAUCUUUAUUUAGUGCCUUGGUACAGGAUAUUGGUUUUGCAAUGCCACUUUGAACCACAUUCGGCACCUGCAAGGUGUUAAUUUCUGACGCUGUGGACAAAUUUGCAUAGUCGAUUAUUCGCUAAACCACCAACCUUUAUUCGACCUUCAGAAAGGGGAAUUUUGCACAUCCCUGGAACUAGAAAACCCUGAACUUCAGUUUUCGAAGGCAAUCCUGGCCAAGCUAGACGCGCUGCAGGAAAAGCCACACAACUAUAAGUUGCGUUGGAAACCAGGGUCCAAGGUUUGGGAAGCUUGCCAUCAAGCUGCAUUAUUCAAGUUGCUGUAUAACCAGCAACAACACAUCUCAUAAAGAAGGACAUUUGCUCAUGUUUGUUCCUGUAGCGGCAGCUACUGCCUCUAAAUAGGAACACAGCUAUACAUAGAGUGUGAACUUAUAAAACACAAUGACUCCAGUAGCAUUAUCAUGAAUUACACGCAACACAAAUUAUUCAAAAGAUAAAGCUAACAUGUUUCAUGUGUGAACUGACCUUUUAAGCCUCCAAAUAUAUUUUCUUUACUGUUUCAUUUGCUUAGACCUAUACGAUCAAAGCCUCAUUUGGGUAAUGAUUUCAAGACACUAACCAAGCAUCAUGGACGAGGACUGGAAACCACUUGUAAGCUCAGAUCAAAAUUCUGAGAGCUCAGACCGGAGGGACUCCACCGACUUUUUGGACUGCAAAGCUAAAAGACCUUUUCAUGUUGAGCCCAAGAACAUAGUAAAAGAUGACCUACGGGAGCGGGUUUCAUCUGAAGCCUCCAUUCUGAACAGCAGACUGCACUACUACAGUCGAUUGACAGGGUCGUCAGAUAGACUACUGAGCCCCCCUGACCAUGUUAUACCUCAACCGGAAGAGAUUUACAUUUACAGCCCUUUAGGGACCGCAUUCAAAGUGAAAGGAGGGGAUGGCGCCUCUAAAAACCCAAGUAUUGUCACAAUAUUUGCAAUAUGGAAUACAAUGAUGGGCACGUCUAUACUGAGUAUACCUUGGGGUAUAAAACAGGCUGGCUUCACUCUAGGAGUUCUUAUUCUGAGCGCUAUGGGGCUUCUGACCCUCUACUGCUGCUACAGAGUCCUGAAAUCCCCCAAGUCAAUACCCUACAUUGACACAUCUGAUUGGGAAUUCCCUGACGUGUGCAGGUAUUACUUUGGUAAAUGUGGACAGCUGUCCAGCCUGGUUUUCUCACUGGUGUCACUGUUAGGGGCAAUGGUGGUCUACUGGGUCCUUAUGUCCAACUUCCUCUACAACACUGGCAAAUUCAUAUACAACUAUGAGCAUAACAUAUCUGAUCCUGACUUCGGAAGCAAUACCUCGGUGAUCUGUCCAUACCAACUCCACAAUAGCUCCAUGGAUAUUAGCAUCACUUCUAACAAUACCUCAGAUGCCCUUUUUCAUUUUUGGUGGAGCAAGACCAACACAAUACCCUUUUACCUCAUCAUCUUGUUGCUGCCUCUGCUGAACUUUCGCUCAGCCUCCUUCUUCGCAAGGUUCACAUUUUUGGGUACUAUAUCAGUAAUGUACCUGAUCUUUCUGGUCACGCUUAAGGCCAUUCAGCUGGGCUUCCACUUGGAAUUCCACUGGUUUCACUCAAAUGACUUCUUUGUUGCAGAGUUCAGGACGCUGUUCCCUCAGCUGACCGGUGUUCUUACGUUGGCCUUUUUCAUCCACAAUUGUAUCAUUACCCUGAUGAAGAACAAUAGACAUCAAGAAAACAAUAUCCGGGAUCUGUCUGUGGCCUAUCUCUUAGUUGGACUGACCUAUCUUUAUGUGGGAGUGUUGAUCUUUGCAUCUUUUCCCUCACCUCCGUUCUCCAAAGACUGCAUUGAACCAAACUUCCUGGACAACUUCCCUAGCAGUGACGUCUUGGUGUUUAUUGCUCGAGCAUUCUUGUUAUUCCAGAUGACCUCAGUUUAUCCAUUGCUCGGCUAUCUAGCCCGGGUCCAGAUAAUGGGAUAUCUAUUUAACAACUCCUACCCCAGUUUCUUCCACGUCAUCACGUUGAAUAUCUUCAUUGUUGCUGCGGGUGUCCUCAUGGCCAAGUUUUAUCCUGACAUCGGAUCCAUCAUAAGGUACUCUGGAGCAACAUGUGGCCUGGCCUUGGUCUUUGUCUUGCCUGCUUUAGUGCACAUGAUAUCGCUCAAGAGGCAAGGGGAGCUUAAAUGGCCCUCAGCCAUUUUUCAUAGUCUUCUGAUCCUGCUUGGUAUAGCCAACCUACUGGGACAAUUCUUCAUGUAGACACUGACUGAUUGGAUAUUUUCAUAAAUGGUUUUCAAAAUUCUAAAACAUGAUGAGAACAUCCCAUUGAAUCUAUGACGUUGCUGAAAAGAUCCUUAGAAGACUGUAUUUUUUUAUCCAUUGCUGCCUUAUGCUUUUACUUCGAUUAUUUUUUUCAUGUCAAUGGUAUUAAUUUCUUCUUUCAAUAAAUGGUGCGAUAACCUAUAAUUAAUUGAAAAAUUUUGACAUUUGCAGAAUUAUAUAUUUUAACAUUGCAAUAAUCUCGGUCAAAUAGGCAUAAUUUCCUAUUGAAAUUUGGUAUGGGAUCUCAUUUUAAUGUUAAGUCUGUGCUGAAACUGAAUUCAGUUGUAUGGGUGUACUCUAUGAAAACAACUGUAUAUAAGGGUGCUAUUGCUCACAUUUUGCUUGUACAGCUGUCUUCAAUUGUAUUAAAGAGUCGUUAUAUGUGAGGUAAUUAAUU